Messenger RNA from Dentiscutata erythropus, 274 nucleotides. NCBI's taxonomy places the organism in Eukaryota, Fungi, Glomeromycota, Glomeromycetes, Diversisporales, Gigasporaceae. The record is from the annotation of a GenBank genome assembly.
AUGAAUUCAUCUAAAAAUUUAUUUCAACAAUGCCUGAAUGAAGAUCGAAUUGGGUUUUAUAAAUAUUCUGAUUUCAAGGAUAUUAAGCUAAUUGGAGAAGGAGGAUAUGGAAAAGUGUAUCGUGCUACUCUUAAAAUUAAUGAAAUUACUGUCGCAUUAAAAUCAUUUAAAAAUAAUGUGGCUAUUAAAGAAGUUGUUAAUGAGCUUAAAUUGCAUAAUAGAGUGGACAUGCAUUCUAAUAUUAUACGCCUACAUGGUGCUACUAAAAAUGAAG